Molecule: messenger RNA, 2658 nt
Organism: Pangasianodon hypophthalmus (striped catfish)
Lineage: Eukaryota; Metazoa; Chordata; Actinopteri; Siluriformes; Pangasiidae
Exons: 3
Coding region: 444-1829 (461 amino acids)
Biological process (GO): regulation of transcription by RNA polymerase II
Molecular function (GO): RNA polymerase II cis-regulatory region sequence-specific DNA binding; DNA-binding transcription factor activity
Source: RefSeq, a predicted model, not a curated record
GAUGUGCUGGACGCGUCACACAAUGUAAAUGGGAACUAAUGGGAUGUGACUUUCACGUUUUGUGUUUUAAAAAGCAAAUACUCGGUUUAUUUGGGAGUGGCGAGUCUCGAGUUUCAGGCUUUCAGUAUGAGAAACUGCGUUUAUCGUGUGAGGAGAAAGUGUUUGAAGAUAAAAAAAGGGGAAAUGUGUUAGCAGGUGUGUAGCUAGCUGGUCAAGUUAGCUGAAUGAAAGACUGAGGUAAACUUUAGGCUCGACAAGGCUAACCAAACCGCGGUGAGGUCCACGUCCUAGUGUCAGGUGCGAAAUAAGAAGUAGGCUUAGUAAUUUGUUACUGUGCUGUGAGGAAAAGAGAGACAUUAGGUAGAUUGCUAGGUCGCUAACUAGCAUAUUGUUUAAGCAGUGAAGAAGGAAGAGACUGUUUUGUGUAGUUAUUCAGCGCGGUUAUGGCACACAACCACGAAAGUUUCUCAGACUCAGGUCUGGUCGCUGAGCUGUCCAUUUCUUUCCAUGAUGAACUCACGGCGAGCAUCCAAAGCGCCUUCGGUGUCGCUGGAGAGCUCGCGGUGGCCGAGGUGUCCAAACUGGUCGGGAAAGCUUUCCGCGAUGUCCGCGAUCAGCUGCACAAAACCCUGCUGGCCAACAGGAACCUCCAGACGAGGCUCAGCGUGGCGCAGACGGAGCUGCGCGCCGCGCAGAGCCGCACGCUGGGGACGCGGCAGACGCGCGACAUCGCCGUCAACACGAGCCCGAUUCUGUCCGAACCACGAAUCGAUUCCCAGCUGGACGUCAAAGAGACGCAUGGAGACUCUCUCAGUGAUUCGAAUCCGCGUCGCGCAGAAUCGUUUCGCGGAAUCGAGUGCGCACAGGAUGUUAAACCGAAUCUAACAGGUGAUCACUCUUCACACCACUUACAGGAGAUUGAAGACAUAAAAGAGGACCAUCAUGCCAUCCAGGAAAACACUUCACAUUCUGAUCAGGCAUGCAUUGGGGCAGCAACGGUACCUGGAGCUUCAGGGGUCCAGAUAAAGGGCUGUAUGUCCUUUGAGUCUGGUCAUGCAACAAAGUUGGAGGAGGCUGAUCAAUGCGCUCACCCCAACUCUGAUGCCGAGCAAGUGUUUAGCCCAGAUUCUCUCUCAGUGGCCCAGUCAAAGUUAUUGGAGGACUGGAGACCUGAACCACUGCAGCUUCAGAGCUGCCAGUCAGACUCAUAUGCUUCCUCUAGCAGUUCUGUUCUGGCCAAUCCCUCUCUCUUCCAAGGAGACCUUCCAGGUAUGGACUUCCUUGCUUCAGCUUCCUCCAGCCAGCCAGACGCAUGCCACGCACCACUCCCCCGGAGAGAUGCCUCCUCCCUAACUAACCCCGCCCCUAAUCCGCUUUUCCCCUUUCACAGCUCUGGACAAGGGCACACCUUAGGCCAGUCCUUUUCUAUGCCGGAGGAUGUGCGCAGGUAUCGCAGUGUCUUGCAGUCCAAACUAGUCAGCCAUCAGCACAAAAGUCCCAAACGCAGCUUGUAUCCACCUGGGCGAAGUCCGUUUCGCUGUUCACAGUGCGGCCGAGACUUUAAUCGCAUGGAGCACCUCAAGAUCCACCAAAGGAUCCAUACAGGCGAGAAGCCAUAUGCUUGUACAGAGUGCACUGCACGUUUCAGACACUCGUGGGCGCUCACGCGCCACUUCCGCAUCCACACAGGCGAGAAGCCGUAUUUGUGCACACAGUGUGGGAAAAGCUUCCGGAACUGCGGUGGGCUACGCUUCCAUCAGAGGACACAUGCCCGCAGAAGUGGCCUGACAAACACUAGACCAAAUUUAGAGGGUUAUGGGAGGGCAUAAGAGAAAGCUUCUCUUUGGCUUCAGCCAUUUUCAGGUCACUCUAAUUUCUAAGCAUUAAACACAAGUUUACUUGUAUGAAUAUAACUAUUCCAUACAAGGGCAUGGUACUAUUGAUAUAUAUUCCACCAAAAUCAUAUGACUCAUCCACAUUAGCAAGAAGAAAAGUGACGGUGGAAUAAUCAUUUCUUGUGGCAUAGUUUGAAUUAGAGCUGUGUUUCUGGCCAUGAUGAAAGGUGGCAAGAUGACAAUCGUCAAAUUAAGAAUGAAUUAAGAUUGUAUAAGUCUUUUACAAAUUAUUUAUGAAACUGUGACACGACAAAUCCAAAUGCAGUAGAUUUCUUGGAUCAAAUAUAUGGUUGUCUGGUAUCCCGCAGUUCUCUCAUAACGUGUGUAUAUUUGUGUUGCAUUUAUGGUUGAAGACAAGCUGUGUGGACCUAUGCUGCCUUUUUCUUUUUGCGACUUGGGUGUGGUGUGUUGUGUUUGUUUUUGCUUUUGACAAAUUGACUUGUGAAGUAAAUUUGAGUAUGAUCAAAAAGUGGAUUUCUUUGGUCAUGGUUUUCUGAAACCAAUGAAUGGAUACCUGGCAGCAGUUAAUUACAGGAAUAUGACAUUUCUACAGUGUAUGCUGUUAUACUGUUGUGACAGAGUGGUUUGAUAUGUGACCAGGAGGAGCAGGUAGACAUUUUACUGUUCACUCUUUUAAAGCUGCUUUAAGUGCCUGACAACAAAGAGUUGACUUGAAAUGUUUCCCUGUAUCCAAUGUGAAUUUGUCUCAUUCCAGACAUCCUAGAUAUCACAACACUGGAAUUAAAAAGAGUCUCUGACUGUC